This is a messenger RNA of Symbiodinium necroappetens, 680 nucleotides long. The record is from the annotation of a GenBank genome assembly. Lineage: Eukaryota; Dinophyceae; Suessiales; Symbiodiniaceae.
GGCUUUGCCUCGACCCUGAGGCAGGGGCAGCACUGGCCAACUCGUGGAAGUCUGGCCCUUGGUCGGAUGACCAAACGAAGGCCUUCUCUGAAGUGCUGGCGAAGGGGGUCGGUGCAACAAGUGGGAGCACCGGCAAGAAAGGUCGCCGAGACAAUCAGAUGGCGACCUCCUUCGAGAGCUACCUGUCCGAAAACGACGUGCAGGUGCUGGGCAGUGAUGCCAGUAUCGGCAUCAAGCUGGAUUGUGUGGCGACCAGAUGCUGUCGACUGAGGUUGACACUGCCUUCAGAACAAUGUGUCAAGAGCAUCCUUGCAGCCGUCGCUGCCCGAUCUGGUGGCACAUGCACAGAAGCCGAGCUGUUCCUGCAGGUGGCCGAGUUCAAACGAGCGGCCUACGACGAGAACGAUGGGCCGGUUACCACUUUGUUGCCGGCGGGGCAGGUGGCACUCAAAGCCAUGGACAUUUCGCUCAGGCCAACGAACAAAAAGGUUAGAGGUAUAUUUGGAACUCCGAACAAGGCGACCUCUGCCAUGGUGCCUGCUGCAAAUGGUAUGGGGGGCAUGAUGGGUGGCAUGAACCCGGGCAUGAUGGGUGGCAUGGCUGGCAUGAUGGGCAUGUGUGGCAUGCCUGCUGCUUCGUCGAUGUUCGGCCUCAUGCAGUGGAUGAAACAGCAGCAGGAG